Molecule: messenger RNA, 769 nt
Organism: Nestor notabilis (Kea)
Lineage: Eukaryota; Metazoa; Chordata; Aves; Psittaciformes; Psittacidae
Gene: SYNGR1
Product: synaptogyrin 1
Exons: 3
Cellular component (GO): neuromuscular junction; synaptic vesicle membrane
Source: RefSeq, a predicted model, not a curated record
GUGUUCUCCAUUGUGGUGUUUGGCUCCAUUGUCAAUGAAGGGUACGUGAACCGCGUGGACGAGACACAAGAGCACUGCAUUUUCAACCGCAACCGCAAUGCCUGCAACUAUGGCAUUACGGUGGGUGUCCUCGCCUUCCUCAGCUGCCUUCUUUACCUGGCUCUGGAUGCCUACUUCCCGCAGAUCAGCAGCGUCAAGGACCGCAAGAAGGCAGUGCUCUCGGACAUCGGAGUCUCGGCCUUUUGGGCAUUCCUCUGGUUCGUUGGCUUCUGCUUUCUGACCAACCAGUGGCAAGCGUCAAAAGAAGAGGACAACCCAAUGAAUGAGGGAGGGGACGCAGCCCGAGCAGCCAUCACAUUCUCGUUCUUCUCCAUCUUCACCUGGGUGAGUACAGCAACCAUGAUGUGGGCCAGGCAUUUCCGACUGGGUGCCGAUUCGGCCCUCUUCUCCCAGGACUACAUGGACCCAAGCCAGGACUCCGGCAUGCCUUAUGCUCCGUACACGAAUGAGGAGGAUGCUACAGAUGCGGUGGGGACGUACCAGCAGCCCCCUCCAGCAGAUGCUUUCGACACCGAGACACAGGGGUACCAGACGCAGAACUACUGAGCCACCAAUGCCCCUUUCCCUUCCUCUUCCCUUCUGCCCCCUUUCCCACUGCCGGCAGAAAGCCAAGGCACAAACCAGACACGUGCAUAGUGGCACAAGAGGUGGCUCUCAGCUAUGCUCCAGCCUUCUGGGUCAUCUGUUUUUAUUUAUUGUUUUUAAAAAA